This is a messenger RNA of Gopherus flavomarginatus (Mexican gopher tortoise), 7687 nucleotides long. RefSeq names its product coiled-coil and C2 domain containing 2B (gene CC2D2B). The record is from RefSeq and is a predicted model, not a curated record. Gene Ontology annotation, cellular component: ciliary transition zone. NCBI's taxonomy places the organism in Eukaryota, Metazoa, Chordata, Testudines, Testudinidae. The transcript is spliced from 30 exons. Gene Ontology annotation, biological process: non-motile cilium assembly; protein localization to ciliary transition zone. Bases 3042 to 6527 code for a protein of 1161 amino acids.
ACGGAAAGGUGUCAGUGCGCAUGCUUAGAACCAGGAUUGUCGAUAGGGGGAAAAUGUAUCCGUGCUCACGCCCAGUAUCUGCAGCCUAACUAACUUAAAUUGGUGAGAGCCGGGAUCCUCUGUCUGGGAGCGCAGUUCCCUCAGAUGGUCCGUAUCUUCCCCAUGGCCUGCCCCUUAUCUUUCCCUCAGGAGGACUGCAGUUCCCGGCGUGCAGUGCGGCAUGGCUACAAAUUAAGAGCCAUAUACUACAGGGGAUCUUCCAAUGGUAACAAAAGAAGGUUUGCACAAAGAUUAAUAAAUGGACCCUGUUCAAAAAGAAGAAGAAAUGUCAUCAGAUAAAACAACUAAGGGAAGUUGUGUUAGUUGAAAAGUAAAUGUUUUAUAUUCCUUUCCAGACAAAAUACAGAUGACUGGAUUCAGCAUUCUUAAUUCAUGCUGUAUAAGCUAACUACUGAUCAUCAUAAUAAUCAAUAAUAGAAAUCUGUGUAUAGAAGACCCAGAGGAUCUGUGGAUUUUCUGUUUUACACAGAAUUCUAUUACUUUUUUGUGUGGGGGAGAGGGGAAUAUGUGCAAGACAUUGUGUUGAGAACCAGUAACAACAGGAGUGGGAAGUCAUUAAAUAGUAAAGCUCUGUAGUUUAGAGUUGAGAUUUUUAGCUGCUAACGAAGUCUUUGAUGUCAAGAACCAAUAAUGUCCUGAGGGUAUCAAAAAUAAUUUAGUUAGACUAGAGGCUUGAUCAGAUUAACCAGUAACAAUCAAUUCAGUCUGUGUUCACACGGCAGAUUUUCUCCUUUCACAACCAUGUUAGUGAAUCUACUCCUGUGUGGUAUCUAACCAUGUUUGUACAGAACAUUCUGAGAAAAUCUGGGCAAUUUAUUCCAUAGUGUUUCAUCAGGGAAUAUGGUGCUCAUUGGAUGUGCAUAAAAGGAAACAUCAGCAUCAUAUGUGCUAUGGGAUGCCCUUUGCAAUAAGGAGUUGGGAGAAAGGAGAACUGACCAAACAAGUACAGUUAGGAGGACAUAUCCAUAUGUAUGCACACACACAAACAUGCAGUGCUGAACUGGCUGGUGGAUGAGCCUCUGGCAAAGGUGAAAUGCUAUUAUUGUUAUUAAUAGACUUUUAACCAUGUGAUGUGUGAACACAAAUCAUGUUUGAGCCAGCCAUGCCAGUAACUGGCUACUAAUCUUGUUAUUUUUUUUCUUUUUUCUCCCAUUCUGUUUGAUAUUUAUUGCCCACUGUUUGUUGCUUCUGUCUUCUCCCCAACAGUUGCCUCUCACUUCUUGCCUCCUUGAUGGUUGCCUCUCCCUGGUUAUCUUAAUUUCCAUAGGUUGAUUGCUUUUCUUCCUUGCCCUGCUUUCUCUUCCCUCUCCUAGUUGCUUCUGUUAUGCGUUCCCAUAGGCUUCCUCACCUCAGUAAUUUAAUCCCUGCUUUCUUCCCCAUAUUCUGCUUCUUUCUUCUGCUUAUUAUCAGGAUCAUACGCCAUUAUGUAAGUGCAGUACAAACAGAGACAGACAUAGCCCAUCACAAAGAAUUUACAAUAGAACUUAAAGCAAAAUGCAACAAGUGGAUGUAACAAAUGGAGGUAAUGGGGAAUGGAGGAUAAUACCUGAUAAUGUGUGGUUUCAUAGGUUGGCAAUGUGCAUUACUGAUGGUGUAAAAAUUGUAGGAUAUAAACAAAAAUGGUAAAUGUCAGCGGUUCCAACUGGAUACUUCUUUCAGUUUCCUUCUCUUCCUACUUUCACUGCUGUGCUGUCUUUGACAGCAGUGUAUGGUGCAAGGAGUGGUAGCAGCAGAAGACCUCUGACUGUUACCACUUGAGUAUCCUACCCUUAGGUAAAAUAAGAAGGCUCUCUUUGUGGUAUCCUUGUGCUGUGUAUAACUAUUUUAAGGCUGAAGAAUGGUAGAAUCCAGAUUAGAGCUUGGAUUCUUUACAGAUUUGUAAAAGUGAGCAUUAGGAAAGGUAAUGCAGAGUCUGCAGGGUAUAUUAUGGGCCUUGUCACUUCACAGCAAGACAUGCAACUAAGAACUUGGCUGCAGUAAUUCUUUUUUAAGUGAUAUGCUAUCCUCUUCAGUUACAGAGGAUAGAGAGAGAAAAAAUCCAAGGGGAUUUCAGGAAAAAAAUAAUUAAAAUUUAAUCCUAAAUACAUCUACUAGAUGGAACGUUAGGGACCAGGGGCAUUGUACCUUUCAGCUGGUUAGAGAGAUUGCUGUAGAGUCAUGUAAGACUCUAUUUUUAUUUCCCAAGGAUGAUCAGUUUUUUGCAGAUCUAGUACCCUGACUGUGAGGAAGAGGAGAAUUUGGAUUUCCUACAUGGCAGUAUAAAACACUGAUAUUAGGCCCGUCUUUGGACCAGACCUUGAGAGGGUCUUAAAUUAUGGAAAUUCUAACUUUCCAUUCUCCAUUGUCCUUAUAUGGCAGAUCCAGACCAGCUGAGACAUAGAUUAGGUACCAAGGGAAAAAGUGUGAGAUUGACAGACCAGAUGCAGGAGCUGCAUAUCAAAUGCAACAUCCAGAUUCUGCCACAUCAAAUUAGAGAAACCAGUAUUGGCAGUCAAAACAAAAAACCUGUCACUACUACUGAAAAGCCCCCUACUGUCAAAGCAAUGUGCCAAAGCAAUUAACUGAUUUUGGGGUCUCUUGAGAUAUACUCUUGUGCCCUGUGGCAGCUUGACAAAUUGUUUGGUGCAUUGGCCUUUAGUGUUCUUUUAGUACUGAGGUGUAUUUUACUCCAAAGACAUGUAUCCUAUAGAUAAUACUAAUGUAAGCCUUAAGAUUCUAUUUUCUAAUUCUCCAGAAAAAGGAUGCUCAAGAAGCAAUUCUGAAGAACUCACUGAGAAGAGAAAGUGCUAGAAAAAAGAUGUGGCUGAUGUAGAAAAACGAAGGAGUGUAACUGAAGCAUUACGAGGUAGAGUAAGAGAGAAGCUGAAAACAUACAAGGUUGUACAAGAAGAAAAGUCCACAGACAAAAAGCUCUCUGAUACUAAAAUAUACCAGAAAAAGACUGAGGAAUCUUAUCAGAUGACAGUUUUACAUUUUUUAUCAUGACUGGUGAAGAAGGCUCAGAAUUAAAAGAUUUGGACAAAAAUACAUACCAGCAGAAAUUAAUACAUGACAGUCAUCGAGAUCUUGAUGUCUUGCAUGAUGAAAGUAGACCUCUGCUUGACAAUGUGGAAGACGUUUUAUUGCCAGAUGUGCUUGAAGUGAAAGCUGCUGAAUAUGAAUGCAAUGAACUGCAGAUUAACAAGCAACAUGAACAUCUUUUUAUGCCAAGCAGUUCUCCAGUGGUUCACAGCUUUAAACUACCAAAAGGCAUGAUGCCACGCAUCCUAGAAGAUGAAGGAUUGUAUAUUCCAAGAAAAUCAGAAAUUUGUAGGAGAAGUUAUAACAAAAUGGAAAAUCGUCUUCUGAAACAAGAAGGGGGCAAAAACUGGUUUGAAGAAAGUGGGGAAAUAAUUUCAUUACCUUCUCCAAUCAAACAAUCACAAAACUUCAGAAAACGUUUUCCUCUUAAGACUGGUCCAGGAUUAAAGACAAUAUACAAGAAGGCAAUGCAACCUGAAUUGGAAAGCUGCAUCAUAACUAAAUCAGGGGGUCAAAGAGAACUUUAUCAACUAGAUCUCAAUAUAUCAAGUUUAUUGUUCAGCCACCAUCCUCUUUUCAGCCAAGAACAUGUGUUGGCUGCUAGGUUGCUCCAAAUUUAUGAAUGCUUUCAGAACAGACAACAGCAUAAUAUAGCUCUUUUGCUAUCUGAAAAACUUAAGGCAUUAAUAAAUGCUACCAAAAUAAUAGAAACUAGUUUGGAAGCAAGCCAACUGAGCAGGAAAACUUUAGAUGACUACCAAUGGCAAAUAAGAGAUACCAAGAAAUUGUAUGACCUAGAACAGCAAAAAGAUAUUUCUUUAAUACAUAGUAUGUUAAAAGUCUGGAAACAAAUAAAAUCUGUACGUAGACAGCAAGAAUAUAUAAGUACACCUGUAAAAUUACAGUUUCAAAAAAGGCUGACCAAGAAAAAUAAUGAGGAUGAAUAUAAGGUAGGAUUAGCACAAGAUGCUGAAAAAGGCAGAUGGCUGGAAGGAGAAGAUAAUAUUGAUAACCCUGACAAUAUUUCAGAGACCUGGGGAAAACAGAAGGGAUGUUUGGAUUCAGUUCCUCCAUUGGUGAGUUCAACACAACUUGCAGAGAUAAAGGAACCUCUUUUCAUACCACAUCUCACUUUGACUGCAGAAAUAACAGCAGUGUCUAAGUGUCCCAUGUAUGAACAGAAGAGAAGAGCCAAAGUUCAGAGGCAACAGUAUUUUAUUAAAAUAUUUUACAAUGAAAAACAAGUCUCUUGCACUUCAGUAGCUCCCCUACAGCUGGAUUUUAGAGUAAUGUUUCAGCAAAUGUUUAGUAUUCAGUUAUUACAUUGGCCUGAAUCUCUUCGAUUGGAGAUUUGUGAAUCAUCUAAAAGGACAAAUAUGUUGGCUAAAAUAUAUUUACCUAUUCCUGACAAUACUGUACUGCAAAGCAAAGGUGUAUUGGAACAGGCAGAAUUUAGCUGUGACCAGCAAGUUAAACCUAUAAAUGGAGAAGUGGGAAGCAAUGUACCUUUUCUUCUGGAUGAAAAUGAAACUGAAGAGGUGUGUCUUUUGACAUCAGGAAAACUAACGUAUUCCUUAUCCUGGGCAGUCAAUGAGGAAGGAAUUCCGUUAGCCCCUGUAUCUCAGAAAAUAAUCUCUGCUCGUUACAGUGCGCCAAGAAACAUAAAUGCAGAAAUAGCUGCUGGACUCCUGUGGUUCACUGACAGACAGAAACUUACCGAAUGGGCCAAAGAAGUCAAGAUUGAUCCUAAUGACCCUGAGUAUUCAGAUUUGAUGGAAUUCAUUAUGUAUGCAAGAUCCAAGGAACAAACUGUGUCAAAAUAUUUUCGUCUUGAACAGCUGCAAGAAGAAUUUAACUUUGUUACUGAAGAAGAGAUUAAAAAGUGUAAACGUUUCCAGCUGUUGCAGCUUAGGAACUCAGAGCAGUUAGAUUUCUGCCAUUUUCGGCAAAUACCACUGUAUGAUAGAGAGAUACCAGAUGCAGUCAUUCAGGUGACUGUGCAUCCAUUUGUAGAAGUUUCUUUCCAGCACAUAGUUUAUCAAACUAGCACUGCAGAUGGAUCUCAUCCAUGCUGGAAUGAGGAACUUCAAGUGGAUUUUAUAUCACCAGGACAUGAUUAUAGCUUUUCAGGACUGUCUAAAAUAAAAGACAAUAUAUAUGUCAACAUUUUUGAUGAAGUUAGGGUGGAAAAACAUGAGGAUACUUGUCUUAAGGGUUGCAGUGGCCACUCGUAUAUAAGAAAGAACUGGUUUGGAUCAGUUACUUUUCCUUUCUCUGCUCUUCUGGAACAAUCAAAGAUCUGUGGUACAUUUCAAGUAAAUACGCCACCAGUUUUGCUUGGCUACACUUGGAGCAGGCCCUGUGUAUCUCCUAAAGAAUAUUGUGGACAGAAUUUAAAAGAAUAUACCUUUUUAACCAUCUUUGCUACGAUUGAACCUCAGCUAUCUUCUGUUGAAAAUGAUUUAGAAUCCGAUAAGUUUGCAGAUCAUGAAGAUGAAACACUUUUGCAAAGAGCAUGCAUUUUUAAAAAAAAUUGCAAGGCAAAAUUUCCAAAAAGAAGAAUAAUAACCUCUGUUUUUGAUAAUGAAGGACGAAAUAUUUUAGUUACAAAAUAUUUUAGGGCACUAAAUCCACCACAGCUGCUAGUAGAUAUGUAUCUUGAUGAUCCUAAUGCAACUUUUGAUCUUAUUUCUCAAUUUGUGUCUUUAAUUCCUUGUGUAUCAGAUACAUUGGAUGAAAAUGCUGAUGUUGAUAUUUGGAUGACAUCAGAGCAUUGCAUCAAUUUGGCUGUUGGAAAUAAAGAAGAGCAUGCAGUGCUUCUGUGUAACUACCUUCUGUAUUUUGGGAAAAAAGCAUGGAUACUGUUGGGAACAUCAAUGUUAGAAGGGAAAGUGGCAUAUGUAUUAACUCAUGAAAAUGAAGAAUAUUUCCUUUGGAAUCCCUUGAAUGGACAGUGUUAUAAACAGUUUGAUACAUUUUGUCCCUUACAGAGUAUUGACUGCCUAAUCAAUAGGGAAAACCCAAAAGAAAUACUUUACACCCCUACUAAUGGAAGCAUGGUAGAAGAACUACAGAACAGGAUCGAAAAGACCUUAAAAAGUAAAAUAAUGGAAUGGCGAUUUCAGCAACCAACUCGGUGGCAUCGACAGUGUACUGCUCUUCUACGACAAAUUCUUCCCAAGCUAGAAUUAAGAAAUAGGAUCUUUGUUACAAACAAAGAAGAAAAUGAAUUGGAAAGUUUACUGGAACAUUAUUGGGUGACAGGAUACCCUAUCCAGAUGCCAUACACAGAUUUACCAUCAGUAAGUGAGGCUGUGUAUCAAACUGGCAUUCAUUCUUCAGAAAUCCCCAACACAGAAUUUGCUCUUGCUGUGUAUAUUCAUCCAUACCCAAACAACAUCUUAUCUGUAUGGAUCUACUUAGUUUCUUUGGUCCGUCAUCAGUAAACAGUAUUGAAUUCAAUUAUAAUUAAACUAAGUUACUACAUGUUAUCUCUCAUAGUUUAAGAUGGUUAUUUAGGCAUGAGAACUGGGACAUGAGAAGCUAAUUUUAUACCACAAGAGAUAAGCCAGUACUAUUUAUUGUACAUUAAUAGAAUCUUGUUACUAUGGAGAGAUUGUAGCUUUUAAAUGUUUUAAUUAGAUCUAUUAUAAAUUGACCUUAUCAUUUUUGCUAAUUCCCAAUAAUCUGAGACCAGCAUUAAACUCCUGUAAAUCAUUAGAAUUAUCAUAUUUAGUGUCCGGAGAAGAUGUUUAAAUGAUUUCUUGGGGAGUAGAGAGUAAACCCUUUGAAGAAAGAUCUUAAUGAGUUGUUUUAUAAAAGAAUUCGAAUUUAAGGUCUUGCUGCCUCAACACAGUGAAUUUCAAACAUUCCAAGAGUAACACAUAGUCGAUACUAUUAGUUAAAUAAGGUGCUGUAGAAUAUUGUGGAAUGCAUAUUAAUGUUUGACUGGUAAAGACCCAGUGGUUUACAAUGAUGAAUGUGAAAGUUGUGUAAUAAAGUUCAAGUUUGCAACUUUAAUAUCCAGAAGGCUUCCUUAAAUCUUAAGGCAUUGUCCUACUCCUUUGAAAUCAUUGGGGGCAGGAACAGAUCCUUAGUGUCAUUGCUAACUUGUGAAGUUCUCUUUGUGUGUUAUGUCUUAUAUUCUUUUAAUUUUCAGUUGUAAGCGUUUUUGGAAUGAUUAAUGGCAAAUAUUUUGUUCAAGUGGUGUUAUGAAAAUCCUUACUUUCCUUUAGCAGAAUGUUUAUGUUUAGUUUUUUAAAACUGAACGAGUUUAACUUUAGCAUACAACAGUUAACUGUAAACAAUAGGAUUGCAUACAAUAUACUUUAUUAUAGGGAAACAUUCAAAAGCAUAAAGCAAAGCUGUCAAAUAUAUAAAUGUUUUUACUGUAAACUUUUAAAAUCAUAAUAUUGAUAAGUAAAAAAACUAGUGGUUUAUUAAUAUUAUUUAAUAUAGAAUUUUAAAAUAGAAAGUAUAAAAACUAUAAGGAAUAUUAAAUUAAUAUUCAUUGUGUAUAUUAAAAUAUGUUAUCAACACAUUAGAAAAUGCCAUUGCUGAUGCCACUUGGGACAAUCUGGAAAUAAAACAGCACACUGAUAACCGG